This is a messenger RNA of Apis dorsata (giant honeybee), 1517 nucleotides long. Its product is annotated as ADP-ribosylation factor-like protein 13B. The transcript has 8 exons. Bases 218 to 1297 code for a protein of 359 amino acids. The record is from RefSeq and is a predicted model, not a curated record. Gene Ontology annotation, molecular function: GTP binding; GTPase activity. NCBI's taxonomy places the organism in Eukaryota, Metazoa, Arthropoda, Insecta, Hymenoptera, Apidae. Gene Ontology annotation, cellular component: ciliary membrane; non-motile cilium. Gene Ontology annotation, biological process: receptor localization to non-motile cilium; non-motile cilium assembly.
UAGUUCAGAAUUCAGAGUUUUUAUUUUAUUUAUUCAUUAUACAUGUGAAGUUAUAUUCAUUAUAUUGAUAGUACUUUAAUUAAUAUAGAUGUGUUUUACGUGCAAUGAUUGUUAAUUGGUCUGUAUUAUAUUUAAGUCUAUUUCUUAAAUAUAGAAAUGUACAGUACAACAUGACAUGAAUUAGUUUAAAAGUACAACAUAUAACAGAUUUAUUAUAAUGGGUAAUUGUAUGCGAAACGUACUACAAAGGUUACAAAAGAAAAAAUGUUCAGAAAAGACUAUUAUUUUGCUUAUUUUAGGCCUUGAUAAUGCGGGAAAAACUUCAGUUUUAAAUUGUAUCAGUGGAGAUUCAGAUAAAAACACAUUACCUACAAUGGGAUUCCAUAUAGUAUCUUUAAAAUACAAAACAUACACUGUAAAAAUUUAUGACAUUGGUGGUAGCUCUCAAAUCAGAUCUUUGUGGCCAAAAUAUUAUAAUAGUAUACAUGGUCUUAUAUAUGUUGUGGAUGCUAGUGAUAUUUCCCGUCUUACAGAAAAUAAAGUUGUUCUUGGUGAAUUAAUCUCACAUGAAUGUAUUUCAGGAAAACCAUUAUUGUUGCUUGCAAACAAACAAGAUAUAAAUGGAGCUAUUGAUGAAUUAGAUCUUGUCGAGAAUUUAGAUGUAGAACAUGCUGCUAAUACUAUGAAAUGUCCCACAAGAGUGGAGAUAUGUUCGUGUAUUUGCAAAGGAGAUCAAUCAAAAGAUAAUACAAUUGGUAUAAAAAAUGGAUACAAAUGGCUGCUGGAUAUAAUAGUGAAGAAUUAUACAACUUUAAAUAGUAAACUUAAAAGUUUUCAAAAUGCUCAAUACGAAAAAAAUAUUGAAGUACAAAGUAUAGCAUUAGAUUCACCAUCAAGAUUAUCAAUCCAUUCCAAUCCUUUUAAACCAAUCAAAGACCUAAUUUUAAAAAGGGAAGAUAUUCAUACAGCAAGUAUUUCACAAAAUGGUAUAAUAACAAAUGAAAAUAAGUUAAAGAAAAUAUUUAAACAUAGAAAUAAGACUGCACCACUUACUACUGAAGAAUCUGUCAUUGAAAUUAAAAAUAUAUCAGAAAAUGUUAAAUUUACUACACAAGCAUUAGAAUCACAAAAGAAUUUUCAAGUAUUUUCACCAAUAUUAAAUCCAAUAAUAUUAGAUACAUAUACAAAUUCAGUUAGGUUAAAAAAUAAUCGUCCAUAUACAGCACCAGAAUGUACACAACAUUUUGUAAAUAAGAUAACAGUACUUAACAUUCCUGGACAAGUGACACAAGAAUAAUAUUUUAAAUUGUAUUAUUAUCAAAAAUAAUAAGGGACCAUUAUUAAGGAAUAUAUAUAAUAAUACAGAUUCGGACGAAAUAGAUAUAAAAUCUAAGAGGUGAUUCUAGAGAUUAAAAUAAACACAUAAAUCGAUAUGCAAAAAUGUUCAAAUUAUAAGCAAUAGAAUUAUGUACUAAAUAAGCAAAAUGGAAAUAAAAUAUAACAGAGAUAAAGCUAUC